Molecule: messenger RNA, 830 nt
Organism: Moneuplotes crassus
Lineage: Eukaryota; Ciliophora; Spirotrichea; Euplotida; Euplotidae
Source: the annotation of a GenBank genome assembly
GUCCUUAGCAGUAGUUUAUUACUAUUGGCAUUACAAUGGCCUCACUGGAAUCAUGCACAAACAAUAUGGUUAUAAUGGUAAGGUGUCUGGUGUUCACCCACAUAGACAAACAGAGGAUUCCUUCAGAAGACCUUUUCAACUCAGUUGUCUCUGGAAUGUUUGCACUUGGAGCCAUUCCUGGAUCCAUACUGGCAACUCCAAUAAUGAAGAAAGGCAGAAGACUCACUCUCAUCAUGGCAAGCCUCAUCACUGUGUUGGGCUCAACCCUCGUGAUAAUUUUCAAUAUUUGGAGCCUCUUCUUCGGACGAUUCGAGAUGGGAGUUGCUGUUGGAAACUAUUAUUCUGUGUGUCCGCUUUACAUCUCGGAGAUGAGUUUUCCGUCAAUUUCAGGAAGCCUCGGGAGUCUGAACCAGAUGAGUCUUUCCACUGGACUUCGGAUAUCGUUUGGAUUAGCAUACAUUUUACCUUAUUCACAUGAGCCAGAAACACUAACAACUGGGUUGUGGAAAGUAGUAGUUACUUGAAUUCUAAUUAUUUUUGAUUUUUUCAAAAUUUGUGUUGUACACACUCAAAUCCUAUUUGAGACAUUUCAUACUAUAAAAAAACCACAUAGUAUAUAAAAUUGAGCUCUAAUUCAGCUAAUUCUUGUAUAAAAUUUUUAACUUGAAAAAUUUGGAACAUUUCAUUGCUAAACUAAUACAGACUAAGAAGAUUUCACCAAUAAUAACAAAUUAAUCUCACAAUAAGGCUAAUCCACAAAAAUUUCCCCAAUACAAUCAUGAGGCAAAGAAUAAAAAGUCAAUGGAGCAUUAUCUUUCACAAAAUCCUGC